AUGGCUGUUUUGCCAAUCUCAACCCCCGCUCCAACAAUUGAACAUUUCACAGUGAACUUCACCAUAACCAAUUUCAAAUAUGAUGCACACCUGGGAUCUCCUCAUUCUGCCCGGUUCAAUGCUACUGAGAAAGCCUUGAUCUUGUCGGUAAGUAGGACUGGCUCACAGCCUUUCUGGGCAGUUUGGGGUAUCUGGUGCUAUCAGCAGUACGACAGACUAAUGACAUCCUCUCUUUGCCAGCUCAACCCAAUAUUUGGAAACAGCAGCAUCGGCCCAGAUUAUAUGAAAUGUGAAGUGACGGCUUACAGCCCUGUGGAAAAUGGCGACGGCACGCACGUCGAUGCCCUGUGCACCUACCGAAAUGACUCCACCAGACCCAAGUUCGACAGAGCGAAGGUUUACCACGAGCUGAGCAACAAGACAGGAGACAUCACUAAAUUAGGUCCUUACAACCUGGACAACAGCAGUCUCUACGUCAAUGAAUACAACGAAGCACUUCUUGGACCAACUCUGAGCCUCACUACCCCCCAAAGUCCAACAGCUGGGCAUUUCACACUGAACUUCACCUUGACCAACCUCCGCUACACCACAGACUUGGGGACACCGGGUUCCCGCAAAUUCAAUUCUACAGAGAAAACAAUACUGUAUUAUAUUGAGCCUCUGCUCAGAAACAGCAGCAUUGGCCCGGUCUACACUGGAUGCAAAGUGAUGGCAUUUAGGUCGGUGAAGAACAGGGAUGACACCGGGGUAGAUGCCUUGUGCAGCUACAGGAAUGAGGCCACAGCGCCCAAGUUGGACAGAGUGAAGGUUUACCGGGAGCUGAGCAGCAUGACGAAGGACAUCACCACGUUAGGGCAAUACAACCUGGAUAACAAGAGCCUCUAUGUCAAUGAAUACAAUGAAGCACUUCUUGGACCGACUCUGAGUCUCACUACCCCCCAAAGUCCAACAGCUGGGCAUUUCACACUGAACAUCACCUUAACCAACCUCCGCUACACCACAGACCUGGGGACACCGGGUUCCCGCAAAUUCAAUUCUACCGAGAAAACAAUACUGUAUUAUAUUGAGCCUCUGCUCAGAAACAGCAGCAUUGGCCCGGUCUACACUGGAUGCAAAGUGAUGGCAUUUAGGUCUGCGAAUAAUAAGGACACCGGGAUCAAUGCAGUCUGCAGCUACAAAAACAACUCCACAGUCGCCACGUUUGACAGAGUGAAGCUCUAUCAUGAGCUGAGCGGCAUGACAAAGGGCAUCACCACGCUCGGACCCUACACCGUGGAGAAGAACAGCCUUUAUGUGAAUGGUUUCCGCCUCUCAGACAUAGCUACUACUACAGAACCUCCUCCCACGGUGACUCCAGAGACUGUGGGGUAUCUGCUCAACUUCAAAAUAAUCAAUGUAAACCUAACCAACCCAGACCCGACGUCUUCGGCCUACCAAGCAUUACAGAAAGACAUUGCUGACAAGAUUAACCAGCUGUACAAAAAGAGUGACCUUCAAGGCAGAUUCCUGUACUGCAGCGUCACAGGCUUGAGGAUUGGCUCUGUAGUGGUCGACUGCCACUGCUACUUCAAGCCAGCGCCCAACCGCAGCGAGGAGACCGUUCUAAGCGCCUUUCAGGACGGAACGAGGAAUGCAAGCGCACAAUGGCUGGGAGGCAGCUACCAGCUGCAGGGAGCCAGCGUGAAUGUUUUGGAGCCAGUUAUUAAGCCAGUCACUCAGCCGCCCGUCAGUGCUGUGCGAGAGACUUUCAGGUUAAACUUCACCAUCACUAACCUCUUCUACUCGUCCGAACUGAAACAACCCAAUUCAAAUCCUCACCGACUGAACAAGCUGAUGAUUGAGCAAGCGCUUGACAACAUUUUCAGAAAUAGCAGCGUCAAGAACUACUUCGCUGGCUGUUCAGUUGAAAGCUUUAGGCCCAUCUCCGGGAAAACUUACACUGGUAUUAAUGCCGUCUGCAAAUUUAUGCUGGACAGCACCUCCAGGGCCUUUCAAAGAGAAGAAGUGUAUGAGGAGUUUAAACAUCUCACCAACGGAGUCACUCAGCUGGGGGACAGCUACACGCUAGACAAGGAUAGCUUGCUUGUUAAUGAUUAUUCUCCUCUCAACACAAUGGCAGGAGAGCCUGGUAGAUCGGAGCUCCCAUUCUGGGCCAUAAUCCUCAUCUGCCUCUCGGCAUUGCUUGGCUUGAUUCUCCUCCUCCUCGUGUGUUUCUUGAUUGCCUUUUGUCUGAGAAGAAAGGAAGGCUUGUACGACGUCCAACAGAGCAUAUACGGGGUCUAUUUCCCACAUCUGGACAUGAGAAAAAUGCACUGACGAACGUAUUGCCGAGACGAACUCCUUGCACUCAGAAGUGUCUCUUCUCACUGACUCAUUCAUCCACCAAGAGAAAAAAUGUUUACAACUGCAGUAAAGAAUUUUCUAUUUUUCCCUUAGUAAAUUAUGAUUAGCCCGAGACACAUCUUUCCUUGUGGCCUUUAUACAGAAAACCUUUGCACUGAUCCCAGCAAUUAUUUUGUACUGUGGAAAACUGCCAGCAAUGAAGAUGUAUUGGGGAUAGAUAUUUAUUUUUUUACACACUGUGGGAUUUUGAGCAAAUGUUAUACAUCCAAAAAAAUAAAACAGAAAAUGAAGUGAACGCUAGAUGUAUGCAGUCUACAGAGCUCCUCAGUGUUAUGUAGUUUUUCUGAAGGGGGAGAUUAAAAUUAUGCUCAUUUAUGGUGUUUUAGUUACUAACUAUUGUAAAUGAACAAACCCAAGAAAAAAGCACUUUAAUUCUACUUUGUUUGUUUUCUGCUUUAUCAUU
Messenger RNA from Trachemys scripta elegans, 2806 nucleotides. It is a transcript of the gene MUC16, whose product is annotated as mucin 16, cell surface associated. NCBI's taxonomy places the organism in Eukaryota, Metazoa, Chordata, Testudines, Emydidae. Bases 1 to 2316 code for a protein of 771 amino acids. The transcript is spliced from 20 exons. The record is from RefSeq and is a predicted model, not a curated record.